CUCCCCAGAGGAGCUCAACGACGCCAUGUGGUUCGAGUCGGACAUGUACAAGCGGGACAAGGCUAGAUUGGACAAGGCAGACGCUGAGGUUGUGGCUUUCCUCUCUCGGGGGGCGGCGGGGAGCGUCGACGCCGCUGGCUCCCUAGCCGGCUCCCCCGCUACCGGGGCGGGCGGCGGGGAGAGCGUUGACAGAGCAGGGAGUCCAUCUGCAGGUCAGGGACCGGCGGAGCAAGCGACGUUGGCUGAGACGGAGGUCCGCCAGGAACCGGGAAGUACCCCGAUGUCGUUGGCCGCCACCGCCGCCGCCAACAUCCGCCGGGAGCAGGAGCGAGAGCAGGAUAAGGGCGGGGACGAGGGCGAGCACGAGGGCGAGGAGGUGCCUGAGUGGUGGAUCUUCCCCUUCCUGCUUCUCACAGCGGCGUACAGCCCGUGGAGCGGUCAGGCCCCGUCGGAGUGGAAGCACCUCGACUCUUCGGACGGGCCGUCUAAAAAGCGGAAGGGCGGGGACGUCAACGUGGACUCUGAAAACCCCGUGUGCAGCCCCGCGGUGAUGUCUCGCCUCGACCCCAACGGCGACGCUUUGAGCCGCCGCCAACACUUCGCCGCAAUCAAGCGAGAGAAGGAGCAGGAGAGGAAAGCAACGGCCGACAAGGAACUUCAAGAAUCCCGGAAGGAAACCCUUGAGACGAAGAAGAAGGGCCUGGCCGCCUUAGAGGCUGCGAACACAAAUUAUGCUGCGUCUGGGGGACGAGACAGAGAACCGGGCGGAGCUCGAGUUCUUGCCACACAAGUUUAG
Ectocarpus sp. CCAP 1310/34 is the source of this 796-nucleotide messenger RNA. NCBI's taxonomy places the organism in Eukaryota, Phaeophyceae, Ectocarpales, Ectocarpaceae. The record is from the annotation of a GenBank genome assembly.